This is a messenger RNA of Caenorhabditis remanei, 1035 nucleotides long. RefSeq lists its product as uncharacterized. The record is from RefSeq and is a predicted model, not a curated record. Lineage: Eukaryota; Metazoa; Nematoda; Chromadorea; Rhabditida; Rhabditidae. The coding region runs from base 1 to 1035 and encodes 344 amino acids. The transcript is spliced from 4 exons. Gene Ontology annotation, biological process: fatty acid metabolic process. Gene Ontology annotation, molecular function: trans-2-enoyl-CoA reductase (NADPH) activity. Gene Ontology annotation, cellular component: mitochondrion.
AUGCUAAAAAUACUCAGCUUACGUUCGUCUAUCCAGAGAGCUGCCUCCACGAGACAACUGGUUUACGAAGGAUAUGGAAACCCGCCAGAGGCAAUUCAGUUGAAAUCUGUCAAUAUCGCAGAAAACCCAGCUGCUGGCGAAGUGCUUGUCAAAUGGAUUGCAGCGCCCGUCAACCCAGCAGAUUUGAAUCAAAUUCAAGGUGUAUAUCCUGUCAAACCAACUCUGCCAGCAGUUGGUGGAAAUGAAGGUUUUGGGAAGGUGAUCAGUGUAGGAUCCAAUGUCACUUCUGUGAAAGAAGGAGAUCACGUAAUUCCGAACAAAUCUGGAUUAGGAACAUGGCGAGAACUUGCUCGUCAUUCGGAAUCUGAUGUUUUUCAAAUUGAUCAAAAUCUUCCAUUAGAAUAUGCAUCAGUUUUUCAAGUGAAUCCUCCAACUGCAUACCGAAUGCUGAAAGACUUUAUCAAUUUGAAGAAAGGCGAUACAGUUGUGCAAAAUGGAGCAAAUUCUGCAGUCGGAAAGCACGUCAUUCAGAUUUGUCGUAUACUUGGAUUCAAAUCGGUCAAUGUCGUGAGAAAUCGAGAUAAUUUGGAUGAGCUGGUUAAAGAAUUGAAGAAUCUUGGAGCAGAUGACGUGAUAACCCAAGAAGAGUUAUAUGGCAGGAAGAAGAAAUUUCCAGGUGUGAAACUGGCAUUAAAUUGCGUUGGAGGAAGAAGCUCACUCUUCUUAGCAAGCCUUCUUGAUCAUGGAGGCUGUAUGGUGACUUAUGGAGGAAUGAGCAAACAACCAGUAGAUUGCCCGACUGGACCACUUAUUUUCAAGGAUAUCUCCCUGCGAGGAUUCUGGAUGUCUCGAUGGUAUGAUAUACAGAAAACACCAGAGAAGAGACAAGAUAUGUACAAAGAGCUAGCCGAAUGGAUGAAAAGUGGUGAAAUCGUGAAGCAAGAAUUCGUGAAUAAUCGGCUGGAUGAUCAUGUCAAGGCUAUCGAGAAUGCACAAAACAAGCACGACAAAAAACAACUUUUCCUUCUUGACUGA